Messenger RNA from Dacryopinax primogenitus, 216 nucleotides. RefSeq lists its product as uncharacterized. The annotation marks the transcript as partial. The transcript is spliced from 2 exons. The record is from RefSeq and is a predicted model, not a curated record. Lineage: Eukaryota; Fungi; Basidiomycota; Dacrymycetes; Dacrymycetales; Dacrymycetaceae. Gene Ontology annotation, molecular function: 4-hydroxy-tetrahydrodipicolinate synthase activity.
GAUGUGGCAAAGGCCAGCCCUGUCCCAGUCAUGAUCUACAACUGUACCACCCCUUCAAACCCCUUAGCAGCAGCAGGCAUCGACCUAGAUAGCACGACCAUCCUCGAGCUCGCCCAGUCCUGCCCGAACAUCUGUGGUGCUAAGCUCACCUGCGAAAACAUGGGCAAGCUCUACCGUAUCAGUAUCAUCAUUUCCCAACCGGCGUUCGUGGCCCAG